CUCGUCGACGCUAGAGCCCGAACAACCUGCGAAAACAUCAGCGAUACUCUGGUUUUCUGUCCUCUCUGCGCUCUCUAGGCGCCCAACAUGCACUUAAAGCCUAUUCGAGGCUUUGUUCCAUACCCUGUUUCACUCCGGCACCGUGCUCGCGUAUACGAGGGAGGCUUCCGUCUCAUAUUCAUUACCGGUCCUUCCGCUUCUCAACCCGCGGAAUAGUGCGUGAAAGCGGCGGGAUGGCGGCGGAGUUGCGUUCUUAUUGGCUGCGGCAAGCUCAUGGGUCUGCCUUCCAUCCGAGAAGCCAAAUUAAAGGGAGGAAGAAGCAGAUACACCGUGGUGGCGUCACCGCUAAAGAUGAUGAAUAGAGUGUAUCUGCAGCACGGCGAAGUAGGGGUGGAACUUUUACCAUGCACUGCAUUUUUUGGCGGGGCUCCCCGCGGACAUCUUUGACCACUGCGGAGAACUUUUACCACCUGCAGAUACACUCUAAUGCAUCAGGGUUGCAGCCCAUGCCGAAUAUUUGUGCUUGCGUGAAGAAGCUGGCGUCAUUUUGCCUUUAUCACAACUUCCGAUCGCAACCGACCUUCGAGCGGUAUAAAGGGAUGACCAGCGCCAACAACAUUCUCUCCAUCCUCCUCUUCGAAUCAGGAAAUCCAACCUACCGACCCCAUUACAGUCUUUACUCCCCAAACCACCACCUUCGACACGAUGUUCUCCCGUUUCGUCUCCGCCGUCUUCCUCCUCGUCGCCUUCGGCUUCGCUGUCGCGCUCGCAGCGCCCAUCCAGACCGUCACCUCCGUGGCGGAUGUCAAGACCGUCUUCUUGACCCUGAAGUCCACUACCGACUCCGUGGUCCCUCAGAUCAACGCCCUCGCCGUCGCCCACAAUGCGACUGCAGACAACCUGAAGCCCCUCAUCGUCGAGAUCACCACCGCGGUCCAGACCGCCACCAACGUGCUUAAGACCGCCAAGCCUCUCGUUGACGAGGUUGACAAGGACGUCGUCGAGCUUCUCGGUUCCAUCCUCAAGGAUGUCACCGUCGCCCUUGGCAGCAUCUCCAGCGACGUUAUCGACAGCGUGAUUGUCCACGAUGUCAUCGUCACUCUCGAUACUACCGUCAACGGUCUCCUAGUUGUUGUGAAGGCGGUCCUCGGUGACGUCCUCGGCCUCGUCGCCAACAUCCUCUUCGGCGUCGCUGGUCUCCUCAGCAGCAUUGGUUACGCGCUUACUCGCGCCACCCUCGGCCUCUAAGCUGCUCAGCCAUUUUGCUGACUGCGAGGCGUUCGCUAGCGCAGCAUCACCUCGCUCGGGUAUUCUCUAGAUUCCCGUCCCCUCGUUUAGAUCAUCGUACUCCAUCUAUAAUGCACACUGCGGAUAAUAUCAUCUUUCUCAGUCUCACGAUCCUCUGCUUAAGUCUGCUCCAUCUGAGCUUCCAUGUGGCUAGAUGAACUGUUCGUUUGCGUCUGUAGAGGCAAUUU
Punctularia strigosozonata HHB-11173 SS5 is the source of this 1475-nucleotide messenger RNA. RefSeq lists its product as uncharacterized. The transcript has 4 exons. Bases 706 to 1248 code for a protein of 180 amino acids. The record is from RefSeq and is a predicted model, not a curated record. NCBI's taxonomy places the organism in Eukaryota, Fungi, Basidiomycota, Agaricomycetes, Corticiales, Punctulariaceae.